GACGCUCGGGAAGUGGGCUGCUCUCCGAGGAGGAAGCGCUGCUACUGCCUCGCAACAGGAAAUUGGGACAGGCCUGACGCUGGGGGCAAGAGCGUCGAGUUCCGCCUUUGUUUUGGGUCUCCAGGCUACCCGUCAGCAGCCAUGUCCAUCAUCGUGCCCUUCGAUUACGGCGAUUACUUGGACGCGGCCAACACCUCGCUCGGCCCGGGGAGCAACCUUUCCGUGUGGGUGGCCGACCCCGACACGCUUUCCUGCCGAGCGCGUCCGCCGGGUCGGGUCAUGUCGGCGGCGCUGUGCGUGCUGCUGGCCGCCGUCUUCCUGUUGGCCGUCCCCGGAAAUCUACUGGUGGCGCUGGUGAUGGCGCGGGGCCGGGGCUCGCUGACCUCCUCCGACGUGUUCCUCUUCCACCUGACGGCGGCCGACGGCCUGAUGGCACUGACCGUCCCCUUCUGGGCAGCGGCGGCGGCGGCGGCCGACGGCUGGAUCUUCGGCGACGGCGCCUGCAAAGCGCUCAGCCUGAUCUUCGAAGCCAACUUCUACACCAGCGUGCUGUUCCUGGCCUGCAUCAGCGUCGACCGUUACCUGGUCAUCGUGCGGGCCGAGCGGGCGGCGGGGCGCUCGCGGAGGAGGUGCGGCCGGCUGGCGUGCGGCGCCGUGUGGGCGCUGGGCGCCGUCCUGGCGCUGCCGGCGCUCUUCAAUGAGGCGGCUGGGCCCGACCCGCGCCGGACGGUCUGCGCCGAGAGCUUUGACGUGGGCAGCGCCUCGGCCUGGAGGGUGGCCACGCGCACCCUGCGCCACCUUUUGGGCUUCCUGCUGCCGCUGGGCGUCAUGCUGGCCUGCUACGGCGUGACGGUGGCGCGGCUGCUGCGCACGCGGGGCUUCCACAAGCACCGCGCUAUGCGGGUCAUCACGGCCGUGGUGGCGGCCUUCCUGCUGUGCUGGACGCCGUACCACCUGGCCAUGAUGGCUGACACGCUGCUGAGAGCCCACCCGGCGGCCUUCGACUGCGGGGUGCGACGUUCGGUCAGCGCCGCGCUGGUCCUCAGCAACGGCCUGGCGCUGCUGCACUGCGCCAUCAACCCGCUCCUCUAUGCCUUUGUGGGCGAGAGGUUCCGCCGGAACGCCAAAGCGCUUCUUUGCGCCAAGGCCCGACAAGAGCGCCCAUCGGGCUCCAAGUUCAGCAGGUCCACGUCGCAGAUGUCAGAGGGGCAGGGCGCCGUGGCGUGAAAGGAAAUGGUCUCGGCAAUAAAACCAUGGAUCCCA
This is a messenger RNA of Syngnathus typhle (broad-nosed pipefish), 1263 nucleotides long. Its product is annotated as C-X-C chemokine receptor type 1-like. Gene Ontology annotation, cellular component: membrane. Gene Ontology annotation, molecular function: C-X-C chemokine receptor activity. The record is from RefSeq and is a predicted model, not a curated record. NCBI's taxonomy places the organism in Eukaryota, Metazoa, Chordata, Actinopteri, Syngnathiformes, Syngnathidae. The transcript has 2 exons. The coding region runs from base 142 to 1227 and encodes 361 amino acids. Gene Ontology annotation, biological process: neutrophil chemotaxis; G protein-coupled receptor signaling pathway; immune response.